Saitoella complicata NRRL Y-17804 is the source of this 375-nucleotide messenger RNA. RefSeq lists its product as uncharacterized. Lineage: Eukaryota; Fungi; Ascomycota; Saitoellomycetes; Saitoellales; Saitoellaceae. The transcript is spliced from 4 exons. The coding region runs from base 1 to 375 and encodes 124 amino acids. The record is from RefSeq and is a predicted model, not a curated record.
AUGUUGUUCUCCACCCUCGCUCCUCUUGCUCUGAGCUUCGUUGCUUUCUACGGGGUCGUCGUCUCAGGUGCUCCUCCGCCUACCACAGUCGUUGCUAUGGGUUCCGCCGGUGUCACGCAAGUCAUGCCCACGGAGACCCCAACUUCAGCUCAGGGCUCGAACAAGAACUUUGGUUCCUUCAUUGAGGGCGUCGUUAAUGGUGUCGUCAGUCUUGCCGAAGGCAAAGCUGUUGCUGGGUCUACAAUUGCGGCGUCCGCUAUUCCGGUUGUUACUGAGAGGAAGGAUUUGUGUUCGACAUGUCACUCGCUCAAUCGUCCGAAUAGGGUUGCUACGGGGCACGUCUCGACUGUUGAGGCUGCUUCUCCUACUGCGUAG